Messenger RNA from Pyricularia grisea, 186 nucleotides. RefSeq lists its product as uncharacterized. Lineage: Eukaryota; Fungi; Ascomycota; Sordariomycetes; Magnaporthales; Pyriculariaceae. The transcript has 2 exons. The record is from RefSeq and is a predicted model, not a curated record. Bases 1 to 186 code for a protein of 61 amino acids.
AUGCCCGAAGAAAAGAAGCCAGAAGCUUGCUCUUCCUGCAACGGCACCGGCCAGCGCACAUGUUCUCGUUGCGGCGGCACUGGCUCCGACGCCUUUGUCGAGUCCGUCAUCUGCAUUCACUGCGAUGCGAGCGGACGAGUAGAGUGCGCAGCCUGUGGCGGCAAAGGUGAAAGGGAGAAAUUAUAG